AUUGCGCGUUUUUCCAGCUUUAAUAUGGUGGAUAAACGGCGUACUUAAAAAUUUGAUCAAAUUUAACCUAAAGCUUAACGAAUUCGACGUAAAAGCUCAUUUAAAAAUGUUUGCUUCAGUAUUACCGUUAACGAAGAACUAAUAGAUCGUUAAUUUAUCGCGUACAUACAGCGUUAAGUUUCGGUGAACUUGUCUCGUUUACGUAAAAUCGCUUAAAACGAGUUGUUGUUGUCGGUGUAUUAUUAUGUUGCCUUUGGCGAAUACUCAAACAAUGCAUAACAAUAGUUCAUCUUCCAAUCCUUCUGCGACGUCAGGAAAUUCUUUAACACCCACGGGAGGUGCAAAUAAAGGUAGUAAUGUGAAACCUAAUUACACAUUAAAAUUUACGUUAGCUGGACAUACGAAAGCUGUUUCUUCAGUUAAAUUUAGUCCCAACGGUGAAUGGCUUGCAAGCUCUUCAGCGGAUAAAUUAAUUAAGAUAUGGGGGGCUUAUGAUGGGAAAUUUGAGAAAACUAUACAAGGACACAAAUUGGGAAUUAGUGAUGUAGCUUGGUCCAGUGAUAGUAGGCUUUUAGUGUCGGCGAGUGACGAUAAAACAUUGAAAAUUUGGGAAUUGAGUUCAGGGAAAUGUUUAAAAACGUUGAAAGGACAUAGCAAUUACGUUUUUUGUUGUAAUUUUAAUCCCCAAUCUAAUUUGAUCGUCUCCGGAUCUUUCGAUGAGUCCGUUAGGAUAUGGGACGUUCGAACAGGGAAAUGUUUAAAAACUUUACCGGCACAUUCAGAUCCUGUUAGUGCGGUUCAUUUUAAUAGGGAUGGUUCUUUGAUUGUAAGCAGUAGUUACGACGGAUUAUGUCGUAUUUGGGAUACAGCUUCCGGACAAUGUUUAAAAACAUUAAUAGACGAUGAUAACCCCCCUGUUUCUUUCGUAAAAUUUUCUCCAAAUGGAAAAUAUAUAUUAGCAGCUACUUUGGAUAAUACUUUAAAGUUAUGGGAUUACUCCAAAGGGAAAUGUUUAAAAACUUAUUCUGGACAUAAAAAUGAAAAGUAUUGUAUAUUUGCUAAUUUUUCUGUUACCGGAGGUAAAUGGAUUGUUAGUGGUUCAGAAGACAGUAUGGUUUAUAUUUGGAAUUUACAAACGAAAGAGAUUGUACAAAAAUUACAAGGACACACUGACGUUGUUUUAUGUACAACAUGUCACCCAACGGAAAAUAUAAUAGCUUCAGCAGCUCUUGAAAACGAUAAAACCAUAAAAUUAUGGAAAAGUGAUAGUUAACUAAAACUAAUUCACUGAAUUCCUAUUUCUCAUCGAAAAAAGGAACAUCUCAACUGUAAAUAACUCGUCUUUUAUUUUUAAUUUCUUGAAAUGUGACUAUUUAGAGUACAAAAUAAGUCUUUAAAAAAGAAUAAACGUUUCGCUCCUCAAAAAAAAAUAAGAAAAAAAAACGUGUAUCUCGUAAUCUAUUAAAAAUCGUGCUUAAGGGAGCAAAUUUAUUGAACUAGAUUUACAAAAAAAUUCUAUUUUGGUACCGUUUCCUUUUUAUUUCACAUGGACUUCACCCAUUUUCAUUUCUCUAUCAUUUUUUCUCGUAGUUUUCAUUGAAUAACGCAUUAAUAUUGUUUUGAAAUCGCAAGUUGUAUUAAUAAAUCCAUCUUCCAAUCAAAUAAA
This is a messenger RNA of Onthophagus taurus, 1666 nucleotides long. The record is from RefSeq and is a predicted model, not a curated record. NCBI's taxonomy places the organism in Eukaryota, Metazoa, Arthropoda, Insecta, Coleoptera, Scarabaeidae.